AAUGUUUCGACGCGGUAAGUUCUCGUUUCUAACGAGCAAAGAUGAUCGCAUUAAAAUCAUCAACGAACGCAUAAAUCUCACCGAGCGACAUUUAAUGGAAAUGUGCUCGGCAUUUUCGCUGCUCACACGGAAAAUGGCAAAAUAUCGCGAUGCACACGAUGAGCUGGCCAAGAAUGUGAAAAACUAUGCGGAUGAGGAGGAAAUCAAUGAGAGUCUCUGCAACGGACUAAAGAGCUUCACGAAUGCCUUAACAAUAACCGGCGAUUAUAUGGACAUAAAUGUCCAUCGAUUUGAGUUAAAGAUUGUCAAUGAGUUGGCCCACUUUGAGCAGCUCUGCAAAUCCACUCGGGAUAAUCUGCGCCUGGCUGUCGUCGCACGGGACAAGGAGGUGCUCAGCCAGCGCCAAAUGCUCGAACUGAAAUCCAAGUUUGCCGCCAAUAAUAGCGCCGCAGACUCGGAGCUGUUCAAGACGAAGAUGGAGGUGCAACGAGCCAACAAGGAAAUCGAUGAGAUUAUUAGCAAUUUUGAGCAGCGAAAAUUGCGCGAUGUGAAACAAGUUUUGAGUGAUUUCAUAUUGAUUGCCAUGAAGCAACAUACAAAGGCGUUGGAGGUGCUCAGUGCCAGCUAUUAUGAUGUGUGCAACAUUGAUGAACGCGAUGAUUUUCUGCAGUUCCAGAAGCUAAUGAAAACCAAAGAAGAACCCACCAACAAGACCGCCCUGAAGAAGGGUCUGCGCUCGCAGUCCAUGGACAGCUUGGAGCGGGAUCAUCAUUUGAGUCCGCUGAAGCGACAACAAAAGUUGUCCAGGAGCAGCAAGAAUCUAAGUGGAGCAGGCAUUGGACGUGCCCACAAAGCGGAGCCGAGCGAAGCUGUUGAUGACGACAGCGACGUGGAUGAAGAGGAGGAGGAGGACGACGAUGAGGAGGAGGACGAGGAUGGAGAGAGCGAGCCGAGUGCCGAGGAGGAUGAGGGGGAUGGCACGGGCAGUGCCUCCGAUGAUGAAGCUGAACGCGUGGCGACAAAAGCGUUGCCAACGCGUGACAAUGUUUUCGGCGCCAAGACGCGCAACAAUAAGGACCUGCAGCAGCAACAAGAAGCUGUAGCUGUUGCCACCACAUCAGGCAUGCCGCACAAGGCGGUGCGGCAGAGUGUUAAACAUCCGUUUAAGGCUGUGGCAGCAACGCAUGUAAGGUUGCAAAAGCAAUUCCAUGUGCCACAAAACUAGAAAACUAGCAAACUCGCAACUCAUACUUUGCAUAUCUGGCAUAUCCAAUCAGUAACUAAUCAAAAUGCACGCCUCAUUUUAUUUACCCCAAAUAA
Messenger RNA from Drosophila grimshawi, 1320 nucleotides. RefSeq names its product protein FAM92A (gene Fam92). The transcript is spliced from 5 exons. The record is from RefSeq and is a predicted model, not a curated record. The coding region runs from base 2 to 1225 and encodes 407 amino acids. Gene Ontology annotation, cellular component: ciliary transition zone; ciliary basal body. Lineage: Eukaryota; Metazoa; Arthropoda; Insecta; Diptera; Drosophilidae. Gene Ontology annotation, biological process: cilium assembly.